CCCCGGUCUGUCUGACGGACUAGACGCGUUUGUGUAUCAUCAUUUACGAGAGUGUAGUCGUGAUGUGAUUGUGUGUUGUAUAGCAUAUAGAAUACGGGUUUUGCGAGGUGCGAUGCAGCAAUGGUCAGCGUGCUGGAUCCACGCGGCGCUCGCUGUGAUGCUGUUGCCCGGAGUGAGGGCUCCAGCCCGUCCCUGUCCAAGGAACUCGCUCUGCUAUUGUCGCGCGGACCACUUCGCCUGCAACUACGUUCCGUUCCAUCGUUUCCCAGAAACAGAUCCAGAAGUAUGGCACGUGUCAGUGUCGCAAGCUCGCUUGGGUACCCUGGGUGAGGGUGCACUGGAUGGGAGACGGCUGCGGACCCUGGUGCUGGUAGCUUCACAUCUAUACCACAUAGAACCCGGAGCUUUUUCGUCAAUGACGUCAACAUUGGCGUCCUUGGACUUAGCCAACAAUGAAUUCACAGAAAUCCCUAUCGAAGCUCUUCGAGAAUUAAAAGUGUUGAAUUGGCUCAAUUUGCAAAACAAUUACAUUAGCGAAUUAAAUUCGGAUUUUGACUGGGGUUUCUUAUCCGAUUCUUUGAGCAGCCUAUCAUUAAGCAACAAUCAUCUGUAUAUCCUGAACGAAGGUUCAUUAUCGUCACUACAUCAGCUGGCCCAGCUCGAUCUUGACGGGAAUCGAUUACAUGCCGUCAACCCGAAUUCGCUGCCACAGUCAUUGGCAUUGCUUCGUCUGUCUGAUAACAUAUUGACAUACUUCCCAUGUCUAACGUUGGCUGGGUUACCACGUCUACUACACCUUCACCUCAGAAAUAACAUACUAAGACCUUCCUUAAACCACACGUGCAGGGGUGAACGCACCAAAAUAGAGUCAUUAGAUUUGAGUCACAAUGAGCUGGAUGAUCGUUUUGUUCUCAGCUUCCAGCACAGAUUACAGCUGAAGCAAUUAAUAUUAGACUUUAAUGAUUUUACGGCCAUUCCUCCUUUCGUUAUGGACAGCGGUCGGUUAGAGAAAUUAUCAAUUUCUUACAAUAAAUUAAGCUAUGUGUCAGAUGCGAUGAUCCAUGCAUUGAAAAGAGAUUUGGAAAGAUUGGAACUGGAUUACAAUGAAAUAGCUAUUCUAUCAGGUAGUGUUAAGGAGAUGGUGAGACUUAAGCAUUUGUCGCUAGCUUACAAUCACCUAGAAGAGAUCAAUGAUCUUCCUCCAAAUUUGUAUUCUUUGUCAUUGUCCGGGAAUUUCCUGUUGACUUUUCCAGUGGGCUUAAGUACUUUAAGUCCUGCGAGUCUGGCGUAUUUAGAUCUCGGAUAUAAUCAAAUAUCGGUCUUGUCCCCCGAAUCCUUCGGUGUGUGGUCGGAAGCACUCGUAACUCUAAAUCUCAAAGGGAAUAGGAUCACACAGCUCGUGGCGGGGUCCUUCCCUUUAACUUUACCCUUAAGAGAACUUGUACUCAGCUUCAAUGACCUUUAUUACGUAGAUCCAAAUGCUUUUGCAAAUCUAACGAUGUUGCAAGUCUUAGAACUAUCUUCGACUUUAUUCAGUGGAGAAUUUCCAGUGUCUUCGUAUUUCGAUAAUCUGACUUGGCUGAGUUUAGAUAACAAUAACGUUCAUUACGUCUCGUCCGGGGACCUCCAGAACUUUCCCUCACUACAAUAUCUCAAUUUAGAGUUCAAUAAGAUAACAGAGUUUCCUAGUGAAGUCACUCUAACGUCUGAUCGAUCGAACAGACUUAAAGAACUGAGACUAUCAUAUAAUUACAUAAGCAAGAUAAAUUCGGAAUUCCUCUCCGAUUUAGUGGAGUUGCAAAGUUUAGAUUUAUCGUAUAAUCGCGUGUACAAUAUUAGCGAGAACGGUUUCUCGAAUUUACACAAUUUGGUUUAUUUGAGCUUGUCCGGGAACGUUGUGGAGUUCAUAGCGGAACGUGCGUUCCGACGCUUGCCCAAAUUAGAGGCGUUAGACAUGCACGAGAAUAAUUUACUCGUAUUCUCUACGGACUGUUUCGAAAAUGUUUCCAACGAUGAAACAAACUUUUCGGUAAACGUUAGCCGAAAUAGAAUAUCCGUGUUGACCGGCGGGCUGGCCGUUUCAAUAAAUACACUCGAUCUAUCCUUUAAUUUUUUAGAGAGCGUCUCACGACAUUUUUUUGACUCAAUCGGACCAGCCUUGCGACAGUUAAUUGUUUCGCACAACAGAUUAAUGCACCUCGAUAACAUUGCGUUUGGCUUCCUGCCAUCUCUAGAAGUAUUGAUGCUACACGAUAACAGUAUAAGUGCUAUUAAAAAGAAAGCCUUCGCUGAGAUGUCGUCGCUUCAAAUCCUGGAUCUCUCACGUAAUAAAAUCAGCCAAUUAGCUGUAGAGCAAUUUCAUAAUAUGCGACGCUUAAGGCAUCUGCGCUUGGCGCGAAAUGUCCUGCGAUCUUUGCCACGAGAUGUAUUUAAAAACACCAUUCUCGAACAUUUAGACCUUAAUGACAAUCAUAUUGCAAUAUUUCCCAGUAGUGCUUUGGCUCAAGUCGGUUUCACUUUAAGAAGACUGGAACUAGCUCAAAAUCACCUAGAAUAUCUCGACGCGGCGAUGUUCCACGCUAUCGCUUUUCUUCACGAGCUGACACUCGCUCGUAAUGCUCUUACAGUACUUUCGGAUAACACAUUCGCUGGAUUAACCAGACUGCGACAGUUAGACUUAUCACAUAAUCCCGUUAAGACGAAUUUCAAGGAACUGUUUCACAACCUUCCUCGACUGCGCAAGUUGAUCCUCGCCGACGCUGGCCUUAAGAGUAUACCGCAUUUGCCACUUGCUAAUCUAACUGAACUGGAUCUGAGUGGUAACUUCAUGUCAUCUUUUCGGGAGCCUGAAGUGAGGCGAUUGAUGAAUCUACGCGCGCUGAACUUGGCAAGAAAUAAAUUUACGUCAUUGCAACCAGCCAUGUGGGCGGCGUUACCGAAAUUGUGUAACCUUGACGUAUCACAGAACCCUAUAGUCCGAGUGACUCGUGGAUCAUUCGAAGGUCUCGACCGCUUACUACAUUUACGGAUGCCACAGCUAAGGCAGUUAGAGGUGGUGGAGCCCCGAGCGUUCAGGCCAUUAGUUUCUCUUCGGAUUUUGGAUUUAGAAUCGCCCAUUGGAUCGGGUCGAGCAGAAGCAUCCCUUGCCGAUAUUUCUCUAUCAGUACCCACACUGGAAUCUCUCUCUGUUUUGGUCAGAGAAAGUGUUCUCGAUACCCAACUACAUGGGCUAAGAGCACCGAAAUUGCGGUCACUUGAGGUGCAUGGAGUGGCGUUGCGUCGUGUCUCUGUGCAUGCGUUUGUAUCUUUGGGCCAGCAGCGUGCCUUGACUCUACGAUUGCGACGAACUAGCAUCACUGCACUCCCACCAGGUAUUGUGAAACCCGUGGCCCGUGUCCCACACCUGGCACUGGACUUCAGUGCUAACCAGUUAGUUACCUUUGGUCCGGCGACACUCUACCCAAACUUGACUGGUUGGAACCGUCUCGCAACAAAACUCCUCCCAGGAGGCCUCAUACUAUCAGAGAAUCCACUCCGUUGUGGUUGCUCUGUAUCGUGGGUGGGGGCUUGGUUGCGCCGUUGGACAGCUGAGGUCGGAGGCUGGUCAAGAGACGGUCGUGAUGCAGCACGACGUAGCGCGUGCAUGAUAUCCGGGACACUAGUUCCACUCCUGUCUCUGGAGGCAGAUGAGGCGGAGUGUCACGCCAGUGCACUCUCAAGUAGAGCAUUAACACAUCGUCCUCACACAAUGAGAUCAUUUCAAUGGAUCGUGUUAUUAUAUGCUCUGAGUUAGUGAAAACAAUCUACUGUAUGGUGGUUAAAAAUCCUUUACGGCUUAAUCACGCAUUUCUCUAUUUACCCAUUAAAAUUUUUAGAAGAUACAACAAAGAUCGUAUUUAUUUCAAAAAAUUGUCGCCACUAUAAUGAAGACUAAAAUAUUUGUAGCUCCCGUAAAAUACAUAAAGUAAACUAGAUUAAGCCGUCAAGUAUCUUUAACCACUUUUACGCAUUGCGGGAAUCUAAUAACAUAGUGUUCAACUAACUGGUGUUGUGAACUUAAAUAAUUAAUUUACUACUUAAAGUGAUCGAUACGACAUAUCAAAAUUUACGUAUGUAAUCAUUUAAAUUGUGAUUGUUUUUUAUGAAAUGUCAAUUCAAUAAUUCUAUUGUUAGACACUCUGACUUUACUUUCUCGAUACAACCUCAUUUACUUUCUUCAUUUGACGUUGUCCUUGACUUAGAAUAUUGUAAAGCAUUCUAAGCAUUGAAAAAUGUAAAACAAUAGCAAUGAACGUGAAAUUCCACAGUAAAAUAAUAUUUAAGACUAAUGAGGUAUUUACAGUACAUACAAAGAGUUUUGAUUCAUUUCCUGAUGAGUUUGUUUCUGAAACAGCGAUUAGAAAAACAGGAUGUGAGAUAUCAUCGAUCGAUCCAUGAUGGCCUGUAUGUGUUGGGAUAAGCUCAAAUGUCGAGAAGUUUUUUAAUUUUUUUAUUGCCCCGGUAUCAGUUCUCGAGAAGUAUCAAAAUACUAUAAAAUGGGUGCCCAGACGUCUCUCCACCGGCAUCUGGCAUCGUCAAUCACGUACCUAAAACUGACUUUUUAACCUUUUUGUGAGAAUCAGCGUCUAAUGCACUGGUAUCACGUCAAAACAAAUGUCAGACAAAAUGUAUUUACAUACAAUUCAUUAUUGAAAUAAGUAGGUUAUAGUUGCAGAAAAUAAACAAUAUAAACGUCAAAUUAUUUAAGCAAGUUGUCAUCAAGCACAGACGCUAAAGCGAUACAUUAAUGAAAUAAAAAGAAAAUAGUUUGAUUUGUAAAUCGAUUAUUUAUUUUUAUUUUGCGACCACAAAGUCUGCCUUCUGAAUUUUUAUGUACACAUUUUUAAUGAGUUACGAACGUAAAACUCUUUAAGACUUCAAUGCUUAAUCUUUUGAUUUACAAUCAUCCAGGGGUCGUUGCUAGUUAUUUGCAUGCGAGAAGCCUAUUACGACCAGCCUAGACGGAAAGUUGGUCACUGCCUGAAUAUUAACUAGUUACAGCCAUGCCUCCAGGAAUGAGAUGUAAAUUUUAGUCCAAUAACAUCUUUCAUACUUCGGAAUUAAUGAUUCGACCAGAAAGAAGACUUCACAUAAAGAGUUUUUUAUUGCUUAGAUGGGUGGACGAGCUUACAGCCCACCUGAUGUUAAAUGGUUACUGGAGCCCAUAUACAUCCACAACGUAAAUGCGCCACCCAUCUUGAGAUGUAAGUUCUAAGGUCCAAGUAUAGUUACAACGGCUGCCCUACCCUUCAAACCGAAACGCAUUACUGCUUCACGGCACAAAUAGGCAGGGUGGUGUACUCAUCCGCGCGGACUCACAAGAGGUCCUACUACCAGUAAUAAAAUAGCUCUAAGUAGCUCUUCCUACCUUUUUUUACGUAACUUUUACUUCCUAUAUAUGAACUACCUCGGUUACCGUUUGGUAAUAUGGCUUGUAUGUAUUUGGUAAUAUAAAAUGAAGCUUCAGGUCAAUGAAAUUCAGCAUUCGACUUUAUAAUUCUCGUCGAAUAGCUCUGACGUUAGUUGCCAAUGAGAUCCGCUAGCCCUACAGCUGUAAGUGGGUGCUGACCACGAACCUAUCUUCCUGUAAUCUCCGUACUGUAUAACUAAGCGUCUAUUUUUCUUCCCCAUAGCCCACUUAGCAUAACAGGAGGUCGCCAGUCAAAUAAAAAUAUGUAUAAUCAAAUGAAAUAUUCAUUGCGACCAGCCAAAUUUUAUCAGUUUUAAUCUAGUCAAAUUCUGAGCCUAGUUUCUCAAAAAAAUUGUAAUAUUUGUAAAUACAUAAACGUAGCGAUAUAUUUCAUGUGUAAGAUUUUAUUAAAAAUCGAUAUUUAAAAUAAUAUUUCGAGCACUGUUAUUAUUUGUUGAUUUAAUUGUUUAAUUUGUUUUAUAAGAUUGUUUACGGAUUUAUUGUUUUAGUUGUUUAUCUUAAAAAUACAUAUCUUUGAGGGAUCCGAAUCGUGUUUUUUAAAUUCAAUUUCUUAUUCUUUCAGUGUUUCAGUCAUCACAAAUCCCCCGAAUUUAUCGUAUUUCUGUUAGGAUUUAUUAUUGUCUGUGAAAAUAUUUUUUAAUUAAGAUAAAAAUGUACAUAUUACAUAGGUUUGUUAUCUUAAUUAUAAAUGUUAUUUAACUGAAAUAUUAUUUUAAUGUAAGCGCACAUUUUGAUUUCUAACCAUUAUUUAUUUCGAGGGAAAUAAAAGUAUUUUUAUAUA
Messenger RNA from Bombyx mori (domestic silkworm), 6251 nucleotides. RefSeq names its product chaoptin. The coding region runs from base 113 to 3793 and encodes 1226 amino acids. The transcript is spliced from 6 exons. Gene Ontology annotation, molecular function: protein binding. NCBI's taxonomy places the organism in Eukaryota, Metazoa, Arthropoda, Insecta, Lepidoptera, Bombycidae. Gene Ontology annotation, cellular component: extracellular matrix. The record is from RefSeq and is a predicted model, not a curated record.